AUGGCGGGGAGCUCAGAGUUACGAAACAAUGGGCACAUCGAAAAGUGCUAUUCCAAACAUAAAGACAAAAUUAGCGACAUCAGUACAACUCGUGGUUACGGACGAACAAGUGUAGUUCUUCGAGCAUGGUUGGCUGACCACCGGGAUCAUCCAUACCCUACCAGAGCACAGAAAACAGCUCUGGCAUUGGCAACUAACCUUUCACUCUCUCAGGUCUCAACUUGGUUCGCUAAUGCCAGACGUCGACUGAAAAAGGAGACUGAAAUUAGGUAA
This is a messenger RNA of Rodentolepis nana, 273 nucleotides long. NCBI's taxonomy places the organism in Eukaryota, Metazoa, Platyhelminthes, Cestoda, Cyclophyllidea, Hymenolepididae. The record is from the annotation of a GenBank genome assembly.